This is a messenger RNA of Closterium sp. NIES-65, 537 nucleotides long. The record is from the annotation of a GenBank genome assembly. Lineage: Eukaryota; Viridiplantae; Streptophyta; Zygnematophyceae; Desmidiales; Closteriaceae.
AUGGGCACUCCGCUAGCGUCGAGCGGGGAAUCGCCUCUUGCCGAUGCGAACGGGGGUGGAGUUGCUGGUGCCGCGGCUCUCCCUCCCACCCUCCUCAUGCCCUCGAACAUUGUGUGCAUCCGCCGCACGAACACCUGCUGGAGUAGAGGGAGAAGACGCAUCAUGCUUCAUAUCACGCUCUCCCUCACGCUUCACCCCAUGCUCCCCCACACGCUUCACAUCACGGUCUCCCUCACGCUUCACAUCACGCUCUCCCUCACGCUCUCCCUCUCGCUCUCCCUCACGCUUCACAUCACGCUCUCCCUCACGCUCUCCCUCACGCUCUCUCUCAUGUUCAGCCUCACGCUCUCCCUCCCGCCUGCCCUCACGCCUGCCUUCACGGCUGCCCUCAAGCCCUCCCUCACGCCUGCCCUCACGCUCUCCAUCACGCUCAUCCCCACGCUUAUGCCCUUUCUCUGGCAGUUGCUCCUUAUCAUCUACAUCUUGCACGAUUCCUCUUUCGACCGUUCCUCCACCCGCGUGAACCGCCGCGUCUAA